AUGGCGCCGCGCCCGUCGUUGAAGAGUAUUUUGACCCAAGCUUUCCCACCAAAACCCAAAUUUGUCGGGGAAAACCUACCAGACUUAAAGGACAAGGUCUACAUCGUCACAGGCGCAAACACGGGUACCGGGAAAGAACUAACGCGCCUGCUCUACACAAAAAAUGCCAAAAUCUACAUGCUGGCCCGUUCAGAAGAGAAAACGAAAGCAGCCAUUGCAGAUAUCCAAAAGGGCGCCCCAAAGUCCGCUGGGUCACUCAACUACAUCAAGCUGGACCUCGCCGAUCUGAGCACCAUCAAGCAGACAGUGCAGCGGUUCCUGGAAUCCGAGACUAAACUGCACGUCUUGUUCAAUAAUGCGGGAGUGCUGUCGGGCGCGAAGGAGAUGGCACUCACGCCCCAGGGCCACGAACUGCACACUGGGGUGAACGCCCUGGGCACGUUCCUCCUCUCACGGCUCUUAACCCCAGUCCUCACUGCGACCGCCCGCUCGGAGCCCGCCAGCACAGUGCGCGUCAUUUGGGUAUCAUCGUCGGCGGCGGAGAUGUUUGCCGAGGAGAAGGUUGGCAUCAGGCCCGAGGCGCUCAUCCCGGCGGCCCAGGAGGCUCGGGGCGCGCUCGAGCGGUAUUGGUCUAGCAAGGUCGCCAAUUGGGCACACGCCACCGAGUACGCGCGGCUCCAUCAGGCCGACGGUGUCGUCAGCGUCCCGCUGAACCCGGGGAACCUCCAGUCGGACCUCUACCGCGACCAGGGUUUCAUCUUCCGCAUCGCGGAAAGGCUCUUCAUGUAUCCGCCCAUCAACGGGGCAUGCACCGAGCUCUACGCGGGGUUGUCCUCCGAUGUCAAUAUUUCUAACACUGGUUGCUGGAUGGUGUGUCAUUUGGGGGAACUCUACACAUAUGAGGUCGAGAAAUACCAUCUGCCCCUGACCUCGAAGAUCCCCAACUUGCCCUUCCCCCUGCUGCACUACCCGCGUUUCUUCCCCUCGCCGGCAUAUCGCGCCCCGGCAGCUGUGCACGAGGCCUUUGCUGCCAACAACUGGCAGGUCCAGUGGAUCUUCAGGUACAACCCAACACAGCAGAGUCAAUAA
Messenger RNA from Diaporthe amygdali, 1089 nucleotides. RefSeq lists its product as uncharacterized. NCBI's taxonomy places the organism in Eukaryota, Fungi, Ascomycota, Sordariomycetes, Diaporthales, Diaporthaceae. The record is from RefSeq and is a predicted model, not a curated record. Bases 1 to 1089 code for a protein of 362 amino acids. The transcript is spliced from 2 exons.